AUGACCGACUUCAUUGAGCUGUCCAGUCCCUAUGGCUCCAGUCCCUACGGAUCAGGGAACAAAUCUCAUGGUCGAACUUCAAUUCGGACACUCGGUUCACUUCAUCGCAAGUCGGGCUCCGGCCAGUACAAUCCGAUUUUGACUCCACAGGAAGAGCAGAGCAGCGAUGUCUUCACAAGGCGUGUGGAUAAAUUGCCAUCGACGACGACCCUUCCUCCAAGCAGAAUAGGGAAAUUUGGGACGGACCUGCUCGUCGAAAUAAUUGUCUGUACCUUCGCUGUUCUGGUCUCAGUGCCUUUCAUGUGGCUGGCCAUCACUAUGGCACACUUUGAUGGACAAAGAGUGACAGAGGCAAAGACAAAUUACAUCAAGCAAGCAACAAGCACGGCUUCCACCCUCUUCACUAUUCUUUUCGCAGCCGUCUUGGGCACGGCGCUCAAGCGGUUCGCAACAUGGCGACUUGAGAAAGGCAUCAAACUCGGUCUGCUCGAACAGAUCAUGCAGAGCCGGACCUUCUUCGCAGCUGUCACGACCCAAGUGGCCUUCCCGGCCAUCAACUUCACUGCCUUGAUCUUACUAGCAAGCUGGGUUUUUUUCACCGCUAGGAUCACAAGCAGCCCUACGUCUGGUCAGUACCGGUCGGGAUUACACAACAAAUUCCGUUACAUCAGCUCGAUCCUUGGUCCGACCACUACGAAGAAUGGCACAAUGGACCUCUUUGGUGGUGUGAAGAUACCAUGGCUGCAAAACAAUCUUGACAAGGACGCCGAUGGUUGGACGACACUAUCCCGGGCGGAUAUGACAGAAGGCUCAUUCUCAGCCCUUGUCGGUGUGCCGAUUGCAUCUCUGGCAAAUCAGAACUCGAGCUUCGUCAUCGAAACGACGUACAUGAAUCUCGAUUGCGACAAGCCUCAAGAUCAGAAGGAGAUCAAUAUCAACUUCAACGUGACAUCUGGGAAUGGCACAUUCCUGGGGCCCAACACGACGGUCAGCUCGGUGGAUGGCGUUGGUGGCAUAUACCCAGUUUGGCAGGUGGCCAUGAACCAAUUUGUGUCUGAUGAUUAUUACUUCUAUGGAUAUCCGGAGCAGCUGGUCAAUGUCACUGAUGCCAACCUACCACAGGCUACUUUCCUCUUCCAAACUCGUGGACCAUGGGUGGCAAAGUGCCAAAUCAACCAAGUCUACCUUGAAUCGAACAUUUCAUGUCAGUCGGUGCCUGAUUCAGAACUUCCUGUCUGCGCCGUCGCGGCCCAGCGGAAUUCACCAAACAAGCAUGCGCCGUCAACGGUAACGACACUCAGCUUCCCCAGCACUUUCUCGUACCUUGCGCAGACUUGGAUUCUUGCGACCGACCCUCUGCUCAGUUCAGGCUACUCCUCUCUGGCCGAGUACUACCUACAAAACACAUCCGCUGCUUUCAUUCUAAGCGGCAAUGAACGCGAGUAUGCCGAUUAUUCGGAUGUCACCGCCCUCCAAUUUUCCCAACGACUCGGCCAACUCCUUAACACUUGGGUACUUUCGAGCCAAGUCUCCGCCGACACCAUGCAGUAUGGCUUGAAUCACAAGAACACCACCGCUUUCUACAAGGAAGGAUUCGAUAUUUACGUUGUGUCGUGGGCAUGGUUGGGCGUCUAUUGCGCAUCGAUUGGGGUGAUGCAGAUUGCAGCGUUCUGCACCAUUUGGUGUGCAUACCACACGACUAUUCCCGACGUGCUUUCAUUCUGCUCGUCUCUGACCAGAGAUUCGACUUACUUUGAUUUCGCAAAAGGUGGCAGUGCACUGGAUGGGAUAGUCAGGGCGAGGAUGCUGCGGGAUGUCGAAGUCAAACUCGGUGAGGUAGUCGGUCAGCAAACCAAUGAUGGAUUCCGCAAUGACUUUGUCAACGACAUCGGCAACCGGCCUGGCGAGCGGAUGGCGGCUUUGGCUGUAGCACCGCCAGAGUAUUUGCGUAAUCCGAGACGCGGAAUGUUGUAUGCCUGA
Messenger RNA from Fonsecaea multimorphosa CBS 102226, 1980 nucleotides. RefSeq lists its product as uncharacterized. NCBI's taxonomy places the organism in Eukaryota, Fungi, Ascomycota, Eurotiomycetes, Chaetothyriales, Herpotrichiellaceae. The coding region runs from base 1 to 1980 and encodes 659 amino acids. The transcript is spliced from 3 exons. The record is from RefSeq and is a predicted model, not a curated record.